AUGGCGGCCAGAAAGUUCGUCUGCACUUUGUUCUUGUUUCACUUUCUUCUUGUGGCUCUACUAGAGAUCUGUUUGGCUGGAACUCCAGUCAAGUAUCUACCAGGAUUUAAGGGACCCUUACCCUUUGAGCUUGAAACCGGGUAUAUUGGUGUUGGCCAAUCUGAGGAAGUACAACUAUUCUACUACUUCAUAAAAUCAGAAUCACAGCCUAAAGUUGAUCCCCUUCUUCUUUGGCUAGUUGGAGGCCCUGGGGUUUCUGCUUUGUAUUCAAUUGCCUUUGAAAUAGGACCUAUUCGAUUUGAUGCUAGAGAGUAUAAUGGAAGUUUACCAACGCUUUCAUACCAUCCCUACGGAUACACAAAGGCAGCAAGUAUUAUAUUUUUAGAUUCACCAGUAGGAUCUGGAUUCUCCUAUGCAACAAAUCAGAAUGGAAAACAUUCAAAUCCUCUACUAGCCAGUGAACACAUAUACCAAUUUCUUCGGAAGUGGUUGAUUGAGAAUCCGAGUUACCAAUCAAAUGAUUUCUAUGUGGGAGGCGACUCAUAUGGGGGGAUUUUUGUGCCAAUCACCACUCAAUUGAUAUCGGACAGUAAGGCUCCGGAAUCCAAUGGUUCGACUAAUUCAAAUUCACCCAUAUAA
Lycium ferocissimum is the source of this 639-nucleotide messenger RNA. RefSeq names its product serine carboxypeptidase-like 18. Bases 1 to 639 code for a protein of 212 amino acids. Gene Ontology annotation, biological process: secondary metabolic process; proteolysis. Lineage: Eukaryota; Viridiplantae; Streptophyta; Magnoliopsida; Solanales; Solanaceae. The record is from RefSeq and is a predicted model, not a curated record. The transcript has 5 exons. Gene Ontology annotation, molecular function: serine-type carboxypeptidase activity; acyltransferase activity, transferring groups other than amino-acyl groups.